Molecule: messenger RNA, 482 nt
Organism: Prunus avium (sweet cherry)
Lineage: Eukaryota; Viridiplantae; Streptophyta; Magnoliopsida; Rosales; Rosaceae
Source: RefSeq, a predicted model, not a curated record
UACGACUAUUCUGGACAAUGGCAGCUGAGAAUCAAGUUAACCACAACUCAAUUGAGACUCUCAUUGGCUCAAACUAUAAGAAAUGGAAAGAGGACUUGGAAAUUGCUUUAGGUUUGCUCGACUAUGAAAUGGCUUUGGAAGAAGAUGCUCCUGUUGUACCUGCUGCAAAUGCAUCUGCAGAAGUUAAGAAUAAGUAUGCCAAAUGGAUCAAGGCAAAUAAAAUGGCUAUCCUAAUUAUGAAGAGGUCGAUUUCUCCAUCUGUUAAGGGGAGCAUAACAACAUCUGAAAACGCAAAAGAUUUUCUUAAGUCAAUUGGGGAGUUUUUCCAGGAAUCAAAGAAGGCUGAGAUAGGUACAUUGAUGGGGCAACUCACUGAUGUCAAGUACAAUGGAGAGGGCUGUGUUAGGACUCACAUACUCAAUAUGCUGGACAUUGGGAACAAACUGAAGGCACUCAAUGUCAAUGUAGACGAGACAAUGAUG